ACCAAUUCUCUCAGUCUCCCCUCUAUUUGGGUCCUCCUUUCCAUUUCCUCCAUUUCUCCCCAUCCUCUCUAUGCUCCUCCUCCAAAGCAUUUAAUUUUUUAUUCUAUAUUUAAGAUGUUGUUUCAUUUAUCACUUCCCUUUUUUUGUUAGUAUCACAAUUCACAACACAGUUCACAAUGGAAUGUUAGUAACCCAGGGAGAAAAUUAAGAAGGAAUUUUAAGGCGUUGUGCGUCCUCCACCUACCCUGGCUGUUAUGGAGAGCCUCCAAGGAACCAUUAAUCCUUGUAAUUUGUUGGGGGAGCAUCUGGAUGCAGAGUGUUUUGAGCAGGGGUUUGUUAACCAUGGAACCUGGAGAUGUGGUGGUGAAGAAGAAGAAGAAGAAGAAGGGAGCUUUUCAAUGCCGAGUUUAGAAGACAAGAUGCCAUUUCUUCAGAUGCUUCAGAGUGCAGAAUGCCCGCCGCUGUUUCCCUUAAAAGAACCCAACUUCCAGACGCUUUUAAGAUUGCAACACUUAAGCAAGCCACUGGAGAUGAACAUCUCCUUUCCACCGGAAAUGGAGACUCACAUUCAGGCCAUGGAGCUCGAAAGCUGCGUUACCCAUGAAAUUCUGGACCUGCAUUCUCCGGUCAAGUCCGAGGCCAAGGGUGUUGAGAACAGGUGUUUGGUUUCGUGUUUUGAAGUUGUCAGCUCCGAGGCCAUCCAGGACCAACCCAAUUCGGCCGUGGAAAAUUACUGCAGAGAAGGUAACUCAGGAUCUCCGCCUCCAGAAAAGGGACCGCCUCAACAUACCCUGUUAACGAAACCCCCGCCCACCGCGAGAGAAAGGAAAAAGCGGAAGCGAACAAAGCCAACAAAGAACAAGGAAGAAGUCGAGAGCCAACGGAUGACCCACAUUGCUGUUGAGCGCAACCGCAGACGGCAAAUGAACGACCAUCUCAACUCCCUCCGUUCCCUCAUGCCUCCUUCCUACAUCCAAAGAGGUGACCAAGCAUCUAUCAUUGGGGGUGCAAUUGACUUCGUGAAGGAACUCGAGCAACUUCUUCGUUCCCUUGAAGAGCAAAAGAGAAUGAGAUCUAAAGAAAGUAAUAACAACGCAACCCCAAUCUCGGCAAUGGGAAUUCCGCAGUCGCAAUGUGGGAUUGGUUCUGAGGAUGAGAAUUGCGAAGAAGUGAAGGCGUUGAACACGUCCGGUGUAGCGGAGGUGGAGCUGAACGUGAUUCAGAACCAUGUCAACUUGAAAAUUCAGUGCCCAAGAAGACCCGGACAGCUUUUGCAGGCCAUUAUCACUCUAGAACGCCUUAGGCUAACAGUUUUGCACCUCAACGUUACCUCUUCUCAAGCUUGUGUUUUUUACUCUUUCAAUCUAAAGAUGGAGGAUGACUGCAAGCUAACAGCUGAUGAGAUAGAAACAACAGUUCAUCAAAUAUUCGGAUAAAUCAAUGCAAAGUAUUGGUAGAGGCAGCUGACAUAUAAUCCAGAUUCCAGAGAGGAGAGUGGUUAGGGAAAAGUAAGGGGAGAAGCAGAACCAAGAAAAGAAAAAGAAGAGAUGGGUAUGUAGGGAUGGCAGAAAGAGAAACAACAGAAGGCACCUCUACAUUGUAUAUGUUGGUACCACAAAGGGUGCAUGAUGGUUACUGCUUAACUAAAGUUCCCCAGUUUAAUCACUAAUUAUUAGAUUGAUUAUUGUGUCUAAUUUUGUUGUUAUUCUGGGUUUAGGGGAGGGUUUGGUGGUUAUGGGGUUCGGGUCAGCAUGCCUGGCUGAAGCCUGAGGGUGGUAGACUAGCUAGUAGACAAAGCUUUGAGUUUGUAAUGGAUUUUCUUAAAAAUCUGUAUGUAUACUAUAUAUGAUUACUCUUUUGCCAAUGAUGCCUCCCUUUUCAUAUUGACUUUGGAGGGUGUUCUCAUUGUAUAGACAUGGAUGUUUCAUG
This is a messenger RNA of Rubroshorea leprosula, 1929 nucleotides long. Lineage: Eukaryota; Viridiplantae; Streptophyta; Magnoliopsida; Malvales; Dipterocarpaceae. The record is from the annotation of a GenBank genome assembly.